AUGGAUAUAGCGGUAAUGGGCGCCGGCGGCGUGGGCGGAUACUUCGGCGGAUUGUUGGCGCGGGCGGGCCACAACGUGACCUUCAUCGCCCGAGGGCCGCACCUGGAGGCGAUACAGCGCGGUGGGCUGCGCGUGGAGAGCGGAAACGACGGGGUGUUCACGGUUCCCGGGAACGCCACCGACAAUCCCGCAACGUUGGGCCCGCAAGAGCUGAUCCUGUUUGCGGUGAAGAUGUACGACAACGAUGACGCGAUACAUGCCAUCGGCCCGCUGCUAGGGCCGGAUAGCAUCGUGCUGACGCUGCAGAACGGCAUCGACAACGGGGAUCGGUUGGUCGAAGAAUACGGCGCCGAGCGGGUGAUGAUUGGUUCGGCUUAUCUGGAAGGGCGGAUCAGCGAACCGGGAGUGGUGACCCAGGGAGGGCCCGGAUCGGCGUCCUUCGGGAGCGGACCACGGGGAUAA
Molecule: messenger RNA, 462 nt
Organism: Geodia barretti
Lineage: Eukaryota; Metazoa; Porifera; Demospongiae; Tetractinellida; Geodiidae
Source: the annotation of a GenBank genome assembly